Molecule: messenger RNA, 1569 nt
Organism: Phanerochaete carnosa HHB-10118-sp
Lineage: Eukaryota; Fungi; Basidiomycota; Agaricomycetes; Polyporales; Phanerochaetaceae
Exons: 6
Coding region: 1-1413 (470 amino acids)
Molecular function (GO): oxidoreductase activity; FAD binding
Source: RefSeq, a predicted model, not a curated record
AUGUCAGAUUCAGCUCGGUUCAGGGACACUUUCAAGGGCGACAUCCUGACGCCGGAGGACGAGGGCUACGAACGUGCUCUCGCUCGCUGGGCCGUAAACGCUAUACGUCGCGCGCGCAUUGUCGCAUAUGUUCGCGACGCAGAAGACGUAUCCACUGCCUUGCGGUACGCCAAGGAAAACGGUAUCAAGGUCGCGAUACAUGGCGGUGGCCACAGCCCCAAUGGAGCAUCAUCCGUGCAAGAUGGUCUGGUCAUCGACCUCGCCCGCUACCUGAACGGCGUCAGGGCCGACCCCGAGAAUCGACUUGCCUACGUCGGUGGCGGUGCGAAGUGGGCUACCGUCAAUAAGGCAACGAUGGAGCACGGCCUCGCCAUGGUGGGCGGGACAGUGGGCCAUGUAAGUUGUUCGCUACUUACGCUUGGGGGAGGCUAUGGCUGGCUUAGCCCAAUGCACGGUCUCACCAUAGACCACCUCGUCUCCGCUACAGUGGUACCCGCAGACGGCAUCGUCCGCACCGCCAGCAAGACCGAAAACCCAGAUUUGUUCUGGGGCAUUCGAGGCGGCGGCUGCAAUUUUGGCGUCGUCACAGAGUUCGUCUUCGCGCUGCACUCCCAGCAGCGUAUGGUUUUUGGCGGUCCUGUGAUAUUCUCUCCCGACAAGCUUGAGACAAUCGCCAAACUUAUCGAAGCCUGGUUCCCUACCGCUGGACCAAAAGAGGCUGUGCAUGCUUAUAUGGGACGUGGUCAGGAUGGAUCGCCUGCAGUAACGCUUCUGAUGUUUUACAACGGGUCCGAGUCCGAAGGGCGCGAGACCUUCAAGUCAUUCACAGAUCUAGGUCCUAUCGUUGACACGCGCCGAGAGAUGUCAUAUGACGGCUUCAACUCGUUAUUGGACGAGUGGGCCGCCCCUGGAAAAUGCAACUGGAUUCGCGGCGUCGCCGUCGACCGGGCAACCAAGGUUCUGAUGCCCGAGAUCUUCAACAAGGUCGUGGAGCUCUCACCUCCGGGGAAGCCCUUCAGAGUGUCACUUAACCUCGAGUAUAUGUCCCAAGACAAAGUCAACAGCGUCCCAAACGAUGAGACGGCAUACUCACGCGAUAGGCCCGGACUUGGAAAUGGCAUCGGAGCUGUGUUCUGGGACGAGGACAAGCCGGGCCUGGAAGCGGAGGCUAAGCAAAUUCUGGACGAGAUUACAGGUCUGGUCAAGAUCCCUGGCCUGCGCUAUGGCAAUUUCAACGCGGAUACCGAUGUUUUACCCGCUCCCGGUGCCACCGCCAAGCGGACCAGGGCUCAGGAGCUAUAUGGGGAGAACUAUCCACGGCUGCAGCAACUAAAGAGAAAAUACGACCCGGAAAUGAUCUUCGACAAGUGGUAUGUGAUCCAGCCAGCUCCCGUUGACGGGGGCGAGCUCUAGGCGCGCUCUAUCCCUCAGCUGGAUCUAGUCGAUAUUUGUCGUGUAUAUUCUAGGCAGCUUGCAUGUAUAUUUGUGUUUAUGCGUGUUGGGUUUAGAUGAAAUGAACGCACAGUGAACAGUGUCAACUAGCUCGGUGGUCAGAGAUGCAAGGGAUCA